This is a messenger RNA of Fraxinus pennsylvanica, 972 nucleotides long. Lineage: Eukaryota; Viridiplantae; Streptophyta; Magnoliopsida; Lamiales; Oleaceae. The record is from the annotation of a GenBank genome assembly.
AUGGACGGAGAAGAAUUGACGGAGCAAGAAACCGCCCUUUAUGAUCGCCAAAUUCGUGUAUGGGGUGCCGAUGCUCAAAGAAGGCUGAGCAAGUCCCAUAUACUCGUCAGUGGACUCAAAGGCACUGUUAUUGAGUUUUGCAAGAAUAUUGUGCUAGCAGGAGUAGGUAGUGUGACGUUGAUCGAUGAUCGUGUAGUGACCGAGGAAUUGUUGGCUGCCAAUUUUUUGAUUCCUCAUGAUGAGAAUAUGUAUGCUGGGAAAUCUCUUGCCGUGCUUUGUUGUGAUUCCUUGAAAGAUUUCAAUCCUAUGGUUCGUGUUUCUGUUCAGAAAGGUGAUUUGUCAAGCUUCGGUGUUGAUUUCUUUGAGAAGUUUAACGUUGUAGUUGUCAGUUCUUGCUCACUUUCAACAAAAAAAUUGGUCAAUGAGAAGUGUCGCAAAGCAUCGAAACGUAUUGCAUUUUAUACAGUGGAUUGCAGAGACUCCUGUGGUGAAAUAUUUGUUGACUUGCAGAAAUACCUUUACUCCAAGAAAGAAGUAGAUGAAAUGGUGGAGUGCCUUUUAGAAUACUCAAGUUUUGAGGAAGCUAUAGCUAUCCCAUGGAGAUCUCUUCCCAGGAGGGUAUCUAAGUUGUACUUAGCUAUGAGAGUGAUAGAAAGGUUUGAAGAGCUUGAAUCUCGUAAUCCUGGAGAUACUUCAAUUGCUGACCUUCCAGAUGUUCAAAAGUUGAGGAAGGAACUUUGCGAGGCACAUUCACUGAGUGAAUCUAUGAUUCCGGAUGCCCUCCUAGAGAGAUUAUUAGCAAGUACUACAGAAUUUCCUCCUGUUUGUGCCAUCAUUGGAGGAAUUCUUGGACAGGAAGUUAUUAAGGCAAUAUCGGGCAAAGGAGAUCCUCUGAAAAAUUUCUUUUUCUUUGAUUCAAUGGAUGGGAAAGGCAUAAUAGAGGAUAUAUCUAUAGUGAAAGCAGAAGGCUAG